Messenger RNA from Helianthus annuus (common sunflower), 2196 nucleotides. RefSeq names its product transmembrane 9 superfamily member 11. Lineage: Eukaryota; Viridiplantae; Streptophyta; Magnoliopsida; Asterales; Asteraceae. Gene Ontology annotation, cellular component: membrane. The coding region runs from base 152 to 2116 and encodes 654 amino acids. The record is from RefSeq and is a predicted model, not a curated record. Gene Ontology annotation, biological process: protein localization to membrane. The transcript has 2 exons.
AAGAACUCCAAUAAAAAUCACUCCUUUUCUUCUUUUUAUGCUUUAUAGAUCUGUUUACAACAUACCCAAAUCAAAUCACAAGGUAACGUUUCAAUCUUUUCACAAUUCAGAUCCAUACUGCAUCUGGGUUCGAUCCAUUUAGUGAUUCUUGAUGGGUAUUUUUCAUAGAUUCAAGAAUUUGCUUUUGCUUUUGCUUUUAUUCAUUGAAAUUGUUAAUGGGUAUUAUCUUCCUGGUAGUUUCCCUCACAAAUACAAUGUGGGUGAUAGAUUAAAUGUGAAAGUGAAUUCAUUAACAUCUAUAGAUACAGAAAUCCCAUAUGGGUAUUACACUUUACCCUUUUGUAAGCCUCUUGAAGGCAUUAAAGACAAGGCUGAGAACAUAGGUGAGCUUCUAAUGGGAGAUCGGAUCGAAAACUCACCCUAUCGGUUUAGGAUGUUCAACAAUGAAAGUGAGAUAGUUUUGUGCAAAUCGAAUCCGUUGUCGAGUGAUGAGUUCAAGACUUUGAGGGAUAGAAUUGAUGAAAUGUAUCAGGUUAACUUGAAUCUUGAUAAUCUUCCUGCAAUUAGGUACACUAAGAAAGAUGGAUACUAUCUUAGAUGGACUGGUUACCCUGUGGGAAUUAAGGUUAAUGAUGGUUAUUAUGUGUUUAAUCAUUUGAAGUUUACGGUUUUGGUUCAUAAGUAUGAGCAUAACAAUGUUGUUGGUGUGAUUGGGACCGGGGAUGGGGCCGAAUUGAUCACUCAAAGGAAUGAAACAAAUGUUGAUGGUUAUAUGGUUGUCGGGUUUGAGGUUCAACCAUGUAGUGUGAACCAUGAUGUUAGUUUGCUAAAGGAUAUUAAACCAUAUGGGAAAUACUCUAAACCGAUUAGGUGUGACCCUUCUUCGGUCACAAUGGCUGUGACCGAAGGUCGAUCGGUUACUUAUACUUAUGAGGUUUCGUUUAUCACAAGUGAUAUAAAGUGGCCUUCUAGAUGGGAUGCUUAUUUGAAAAUGGAAGGUGCAAAGGUUCAUUGGUUUUCGAUAUUGAAUUCGUUGAUGGUGAUCACUUUUCUCGCGGGUGUUGUUCUUGUUAUAUUGUUGAGGACGAUCCGAAGAGAUUUGGCUCGUUAUGAGGAGUUGGAUGAUGCUCAAACUCACAUGAAUGAAGAGUUAUCCGGGUGGAAACUUGUCGUUUCUGACGUUUUUCGAGCUCCAGAACGUCCUCAGCUUUUGUGUGUUAUGGUGGCCGAUGGUUGUCGGAUUCUUGGAAUGGCGAUCGCUACGAUAUUCUUUGCCGCUCUUGGGUUUAUGUCCCCGGCUUCACGUGGGGCCCUCAUCUCAGGUAUGCUUAUGUUCUACUUGUUGUUGGGAGUUGUAGCCGGAUUUGUUGCUGUUUGGCUACAAAGGACACUCGAAGCCGGAAGCUCUCGAAGAUGGUUUUUCGUGUCAUCACGAGUCGCAUGUUUCUUCCCAGGCAUCUCAUUCCUCAUACUAACAAUCCUAAACUUUUUCUUAUGGGCAAGUCAAAGCACCGGGGCGAUCCCCUUCACAACCUUCAUCAUACUAAUUCUACUUUGGUUUUGCAUCUCGGUCCCCUUAACCCUACUCGGCGGACUCGUGGCCUCACGAGCCCGAUACCUCAAAUACCCGGUCCGAACAAACCAAAUCCCUAGAGAAAUCCCGGCUCAUAAAUUCCCUUCAUGGCUCUUAGUUCUUGGAGCCGGGACACUCCCAUUCGGAACCUUAUUCAUCGAGCUAUUCUUCAUCAUGUCUAGCAUAUGGCUUGGACGUGUUUACUACGUAUUUGGGUUUCUCUUCGUUGUCCUUGUUUUACUCGUGACUGUUUGCGCUGAAGUGUCACUUGUCCUCACUUACAUGCAUCUUUGUGUCGAGGAUUGGCAAUGGUGGUGGAAAUCUUUCUAUGCUUCUGGAUCAGUUGCUCUUUAUAUCUUCUUGUACUCGAUUAACUAUCUUGUUUUUGAUCUUAAAAGCUUGAGUGGACCUGUGUCCGCGAUAAUCUACUUGGGUUAUUCGCUGUUUAUGGUUAUUGCGGUUAUGCUGGCGACUGGAGCCGUUGGGUUCUUGACAUCGUUGUUCUUUGUUCAUCGUCUUUUUUCAUCAGUCAAGAUUGAUUGAUUGAUUGAUUAUUUGAGGAUGUAGGGAAGUCCAGUGAUUUUGAGUCGUGUUAGUUUAAUAAUGAACAAAGAUUUGACUCA